AUGCAGGCAUGGUUUAUGGAUGAUAGCAACGAAGACCAGAGACUUCCUCACCAUCGUAACCCGAACGAGCCCGUCUCGCUGGAUUACUUGUCAGAGCUGGGAGUUUUGUACUGGAAGUUGAACCCUGACAACUACGAGAAUGAUUCCGAACUUGGCAAGAUUAGAGAAGAAAGGGGUUACGAUUACAUGGAUUUACUGGAUCUGUGUCCGGAGAAAGUAAGCAACUACGAGGAGAAGCUGAACAACUUUUUCACAGAACACAUUCACAAGGACGAAGAGAUCCGUUACUGCCUAGCGGGAAGUGGCUACUUUGAUGUUAGGGACAAGGAUGACCGUUGGAUUCGAAUAUGGAUGAAACCAGGCGAUCUCAUUGUCCUUCCUGCUGGAAUCUACCAUCGGUUCACACUCGACACCACCAACUACAUCAAGCUAAUGAGGUUGUUCGUUGGAGAACCGGUUUGGACACCAUAUAACCGGCCGCAGGAAGAUCAUCCGAUUCGAGCACAACAGAGCACAAAAGCUGUAGUUAAAAACUUUCCGAUCACAAAAUCCUCCCAUAGAGGAGUCAGAGUCUUCGAUGAUGUUAUCUGGGAUCUCAACUGUAGAGACGCUGUCAAACUCCGUGUAACUGUUUUCAUGCCUUACGAGCACUGA
Molecule: messenger RNA, 654 nt
Organism: Arabis nemorensis
Lineage: Eukaryota; Viridiplantae; Streptophyta; Magnoliopsida; Brassicales; Brassicaceae
Source: the annotation of a GenBank genome assembly